Acaulospora colombiana is the source of this 621-nucleotide messenger RNA. The record is from the annotation of a GenBank genome assembly. NCBI's taxonomy places the organism in Eukaryota, Fungi, Glomeromycota, Glomeromycetes, Diversisporales, Acaulosporaceae.
AUGGCAUUCUCGUUGCCCGAGCCAGUUAAAUCAAAACUUUACGUUUCACGCUCUACAACAAAUUCCCCGAAUUCGAGACAUGAGAAAAUUAUCACCGGUCAUCCUUUCAAUCAUCACUUGGAACUCCUCAUUCCCUCUCCCAUUUCACCUCAACAGUCGAAACAAUUUUCAAAUGAAAUUCUUUAUUACAAGGCAGAGAUGCCUCUGUCCUAUUUCAUUGAACGUUCUUUUGUGCAGAACUAUGUCAAAAGCGGUCGCGUUAUUGCUUUAAGUUUGGGCGAAGGCAUUGACGUAGAAGAUGUCAUCUCUCUCGACAACUCCGGAAUUUUGACGCUAAAUCUAACCAAGGAUGCUUAUGAACGACUUGGAUUAAGUGGAAAACCGUCAGAGUUUGGGUCAAAGCCGCAACGAUUUGAUUCACGUGAAUCUCAAGAGAUAAACUUUCCGCCAACUUUCAAUGCCAAGAGGUUGACGGUUGAUCAAGGACUUGAAAUCUUGAGCGAUAUUUCAAUCCCGGAAAUGGACUCUAUUAAGAAUAUGACGCGAGAGGAUCGGUGGAGAUCAGAUGCGGUGGAAAUUUAUGAUUGGAUUGGAUUGGCAUCUCUCAAAGCCCAAAGGUAA